AACCCAAAAAAGUAAAUGCCUACUGACAGCAUGCUUAGCUGCAAUUUGCUUGCUUGCCUGCUUGCUACAACAAAGAACUUAUGAUGCAUUUCAUUGCCUCAUCAACUUGAGAGAGUUCAGUGUAUUUAAGGGGUGGCUUGCAGUCAGUCAUAUUCACAUGUAUCUAUCAUUCUAUCAGCUUCUCCAACAAUGGCUCAGCUUGUAGGUCCUGAUGAAAUAGAGUCAUUCAGGAUUGAGUUAGCAGAGUUGGGAAGAAGCAUAAGAUCAUCAUUCAGAAGUCAUGUUUCAAGUUUCCGCAGUAUUUCAUCUGUGGCUGAAGAUAAUGAUGAACAAACUCAGUUGCAAUGGGCUGCUGUUGAAAGAUUACCCACUCUUAGACGGAUUACUACUGCUCUAUUCGAGGAAACAGAUGGCUCAGAUAGUAAAGGGAAAAGAAUUGUGGAUGUUGCCAAACUAGGGGCUCAAGAGCGCCAAAUGUUCAUCGAGAAACUCAUCAAACACGUUGAUCAUGAUAAUCUGCGAUUAUUGAAGAAACUUAGAAAAAGGAUUGACAGAGUUGGUGUACAGUUGCCCACUGUGGAAGUGAGAUACAGAAAUCUGUGUGUUGAAGCAGAGUGCAAGGUGGUUCAUGGAAGGCCUCUCCCAACUCUUUGGAACACUGCUAGGAGUGUGCUUUCUGAGUUUAUCACUCUACCUUGGUCAAGGCAAGAAGCCAAGAUUAGCAUCCUAAAAGAUGUCAAUGGCAUUAUUAAGCCAAGAAGGAUAACUUUAUUGCUUGGUCCUCCAGGCUGUGGCAAAACCACGUUGUUGUUAGCCCUUUCUGGAAGAUUGAGCCAUUCUCUUAAGGUCGGAGGAGAAAUAUCUUACAAUGGAUACAGAUUGGACGAGUUCGUUCCCCAGAAGACCUCAGCUUAUAUCAGCCAACAUGAUCUGCAUAUUCCAGAAAUGACUGUCAGGGAAGUAAUUGAUUUCUCUGCUCAAUGUCAGGGCAUUGGUAGUCGAGCUGAGAUCAUGACUGAAGUCAGUAGAAGAGAGAAGCAGGCAGGGAUAGUCCCAGAUCCUGAUGUAGAUGCUUACAUGAAGGCAGUAUCAAUUGAAGGACUGAAAAGUAACCUUCAGACAGAUUACAUUUUGAAGAUUCUUGGGCUUGACAUGUGUGCUGACACAAUGGUCGGGGAUGCGAUGAAAAGGGGUAUCUCUGGUGGUCAGAAGAAAAGAUUGACUACAGGCGAGAUGAUCGUGGGACCUACAAAAGCACUAUUCAUGGAUGAAAUAUCAAACGGCUUAGACAGCUCCACCACUUUCCAGAUUGUAUCUUGUCUGCAGCAUUUGGUGCAUAUUACUGAUGCUACAGCCUUGGUUUCACUUCUUCAGCCAGCACCAGAGACCUUUGAUCUAUUUGAUGAUGUCAUUCUGAUGGCAGAAGGGAAGAUUGUAUAUAAUGGCCCACGCAGUAGUAUUUGUAAUUUCUUUGAGGACUGUGGAUUCAGGUGCCCUCCAAGAAAAGCUGUUGCUGACUUCCUUCAAGAGGUUAUCUCCAGAAAAGAUCAAGGACAAUAUUGGUGCCGGACAGACCAAGCGUACGAUUAUGUUUCUGUGGACUUAUUUGUUAAGAAAUUCAAAGAAUCUCAUUUCGGCCAGAAGUUAAAUGAGGAACUUUCAAAGCCAUUUGAUAGAUCUGAAUGCCACAAGAGUGCUUUAUCCUUCAAAAAAUACUCAUUACCAAAACUGGAACUGUUUAAAGCUUGCACCAGGAGGGAAUUUCUUUUAAUGAAGAGAAAUUAUUUUGUAUAUGUGUUCAAAACUGCACAGCUAGUGACAAUUUCAGCAAUAACAAUGACAGUUCUAUUACGUACUAGAUUGGGUGUUGAUGUGCUCCAUGCAAAUGAUUACAUGGGUGCUAUAUUCUAUGCACUCCUCCUUUUACUUGUUGAUGGAUUGCCAGAGUUGCAGAUGACUGUUUCAAGACUUGCAGUUUUCUAUAAACAGAAAGAGCUGUGCUUUUACCCUGCUUGGGCUUAUGUGAUUCCUGCUACUAUUCUGAAACUUCCACUUUCAUUCUUGGAAGCUUUUGUUUGGACAUCUCUCACUUACUAUGUUAUUGGUUUCAGCCCUGAGGCUGGAAGGUUCUUUCGACAGUUGCUUCUUCUUUUCAUGGUACAUCUAACAUCAAUAUCCAUGUUUCGCCUUAUUGCAUCAAUUUUCCAAACCGGGGUUGCUUCAGUAACGAUUGGCAGUCUCUUUAUAGUGAUUAAUGUACUAUUUGGUGGUUACAUAAUCCCAAAACCCUCUAUGCCUCCUUGGUUGGACUGGGGAUUUUGGAUUUGCCCAUUGGCAUAUGGAGAGAUAGGAUUGGGUGUGAAUGAGUUUCUUGCUCCUCGAUGGCAACAGAUUGUGUCCGCCAACUCAACCAUAGGGCAACAAACACUAGAAAGUCAUGGAUUAAACUAUCUUGGUUACUUUUACUGGAUAUCAGUUGGUGCCCUGUUAGGAUUGACAGUGCUUUUCAACAUUGGUUUUACAUUAGCAUUAACCUUCUUGAAACCUCCUGGAAGAACUCGUGCUAUUAUUUCUUAUGAAAAGUACAAUAAACUGCAAGAACAAGUAGAUAAUAAUCACGUUGACAAAGACAGGAGACUCAGUGAUGCCCGUAUUAUGCCUAAUACAGGACCUAAAAACGGCAGGAUGGUUUUACCUUUUGAACCCCUUGCUAUGACAUUUCAGGAUCUGCAGUACUAUGUUGACACGCCUUCGGCAAUGAGAAAGCGAGGUUUUGCACAGAAGAAGCUCCAGCUUCUUACUGACAUUACUGGUGCAUUCAGACCUGGUAAUCUCACGGCAUUGAUGGGUGUUAGUGGAGCUGGGAAGACAACUCUUAUGGAUGUUCUUAGUGGAAGGAAAACGGGUGGCACUAUUAAUGGAGAUAUAAGAAUAGGUGGAUACCCGAAGGUUCAGGAUACAUUUGCUAGGAUAUCAGGUUAUGUUGAGCAAACCGACAUACAUUCCCCGCAAAUAACUGUAGAAGAAUCUGUGAUAUAUUCUGCAUGGUUACGGCUCCCAUCCGAGACUGAUCCAAAAACUAAAUCUGAAUUUGUCAAUGAAGUCCUUGAAACUAUUGAGCUUGAUGAAAUUAAGGAUUCUCUAGUAGGCAUGCCAGGAAUUAGUGGAUUAUCUACUGAGCAGCGUAAAAGAUUAACUAUAGCUGUGGAGCUUGUAUCUAAUCCAUCUAUCAUCUUUAUGGAUGAGCCAACUACAGGUUUAGAUGCAAGAGCAGCUGCAAUUGUAAUGAGAGCAGCGAAGAAUGUAGUUGAAACAGGAAGAACAGUUGUUUGCACCAUCCACCAGCCAAGUAUUGAUAUCUUCGAGGCAUUUGAUGAGUUGAUUCUAUUGAAAAUUGGAGGCCGCAUUAUCUAUUCUGGGCCAUUGGGCCAACGUUCUAGCAGGGUCAUUGAAUAUUUUGAGAAUGUUCCUGGGGUGCCAAAGAUUAAGGACAACUAUAAUCCAGCAACAUGGAUGUUAGAGGUUACUUCUAAAUCUGCAGAGGCUGAACUGGGAGUAGAUUUUGCACAAAUUUAUGAAGAGUCCACCUUAUACAAGGAGAAUAAAGAAUUGAUUAAGCAACUGCAAAAACCGAUGCCUGGUUCAAAGGAAUUGCAAUUUUCGACUCGUUUCCCACAAAAUGGUUGGGAGCAAUUUAAAGCUUGCUUGUGGAAACAUCACUUGUCAUAUUGGAGAAAUCCUUCCUACAAUCUGACGCGCAUUGUUUUUAUGAUUGCUGGAUCUAUCAUAUUUGGUGCGCUGUUCUGGCAGCAGGGAAAGAAAAUAAACAACCAGCAAGACCUGCUCAUUAUAUUUGGCUCAAUGUACGCUGCAGUAAUCUUCUUUGGUAUAAACAAUUGCUCAACAGCCUUACCAUAUGUUGUUACAGAGCGGACUGUUAUGUAUCGGGAAAAGUUUGCAGGAAUGUAUUCUCCAUGGGCAUAUUCAUUUGCACAGGUGCUGGUAGAGUUACCAUACAUGUUCGCUAUAGCAAUUAUUUAUGUGGUGAUCACUUAUCCCAUGGUUGGUUAUUCCAUGUCUGCCUACAAGAUAUUCUGGGCAUUUUAUGCCGUGUUCUGUUCAUUGCUAUCUUUCAACUACAUGGGAAGGCUUAUAGUAUCUUUGACACCAAAUAUUCAAGUGGCUUCAAUUCUAGCAUCCUUCUCAUACGCAGUGCUGGUUUUAUUCUCCGGCUUGGUUGUACCAAGACCACGGAUUCCAAAAUGGUGGAUUUGGCUGUACUACAUGUGUCCUACAUCUUGGGUGCUAAAUGGUCUGCUCACCUCGCAAUUUGGAGAUGUCAACAAAGAGAUAUCAGCAUUCGGCGAAAACAAAACUGUUUCAGCAUUUUUAGAAGAUUACUUCGGCUUUUACCACAACCUUUUGGGCGUUGUUGGUGUUGUACUUAUUAUCUUCCCUUUUAUUUUUGCUUCUUUGUUUGCAUAUUUUAUAGGAAAAAUCAACUUUCAGAGAAGGUAAAUUUCUUGUAAUCAUGUACUCAACAUAUUUGGAUUGUGCAAUCUGGUUUAUUAUAUCA
This is a messenger RNA of Ricinus communis (castor bean), 4576 nucleotides long. RefSeq names its product pleiotropic drug resistance protein 3-like. Gene Ontology annotation, cellular component: membrane. The transcript is spliced from 24 exons. Gene Ontology annotation, molecular function: ATP hydrolysis activity; ATP binding; ABC-type transporter activity. NCBI's taxonomy places the organism in Eukaryota, Viridiplantae, Streptophyta, Magnoliopsida, Malpighiales, Euphorbiaceae. The record is from RefSeq and is a predicted model, not a curated record. Bases 190 to 4518 code for a protein of 1442 amino acids.